Molecule: messenger RNA, 739 nt
Organism: Medicago truncatula (barrel medic)
Lineage: Eukaryota; Viridiplantae; Streptophyta; Magnoliopsida; Fabales; Fabaceae
Product: late embryogenesis abundant protein D-34
Exons: 2
Coding region: 92-496 (134 amino acids)
Source: RefSeq, a predicted model, not a curated record
CACCCCUUAAGCAAGCAAAAUCAAGAAAAGAAAAAAAAAGAAAGAUAGAAUCACUUUUGUUUGAGAAUAAGCUGUUAUUAAUCUCCUCAUCAUGAGUCAAGAGAAGCCACGAAGACCUGAGCAAGAACCAAUAAAAUACGGUGAUAUAUUCAACGUGUCUGGUGAUUUAUCAUCACAGCCUAUUGCACCAAGAGAUGCUGCAACCAUGCAAUCAGCAGAAGAUAGAACAUUGGACCAUGCUCGAAAAGAUGGGCCUGCUUCACUCAUGACUUCUGCUGCUCAAAAGAAUGAGGAUGCUGGUUUCAUUGAUAAUAACACUGCAACAAAUAUAGCAAGAAAUGAAGGUGUUGCUGUUUCAGAAAUUAAUAAUGGAGGCAAACGUGUUAUCACAGAGACCCUUGGUGGACAGGUCCUGGGGAAGUACGAGGAAGAUGCAGAUGGGGCAAAAGGGACUAAGGAUGCAAAUUCCAAGCAUGCAGGACUAAGGGCUGUCUAAUAGAAAUACUGAAAUUAUAUAUAAAUAGUUCCCUUGGGGUUUAAGUUUAAUAUAUUUUGUUUUCCAGCAAUGUUUAGUUUAGCUUUUUUGUUCUUUUAUUUCUUUAGGUAAAAAUGCAAAUUUUACCUUUUUGACAAAGGGUUCUUUGGAUGUAAAUGUAUUAUCAAUCCAACUUGAUGGUAUUAGUUUUUUAAAUCCUUAUCAAGUGGAGUUUCAUGAAUGCCAAUUGAAUUGUCUUUUGAA